AUGGAGAAGCUCGUUUCUAGCUGGUACAACGUUCAACCCUUGCCGGACGAUUACAUAUUCCCACCAGAUGCAAGACCCGGGAAGCUAGAUGUGCCUUUAUGCAACAACAUUCCAGUGAUUGAUAUGGGUGGAGCUGGAGCAGAAGCUCAUGACAGAACCUCUGUAAUUCAGCAAAUGCUGAACGCGAGCGAAGAAUUUGGAUUUUUUCAGGUAAUCAACCAUGGCAUACCAGAAAAUUUGCUGAAAGACACAAUGGGGGUGUUCAAGGAGUUUUUUGAGUUACCUUUAGAGCAUAAGGCAAGCCUCUACUCUGAGGACCCCAACAAAAACUGCAGGCUCUUCACCAGCAGUGGCAAUUAUGACUGGGAAGAAGCUCAUUUUUGGCGGGAUAUCUUAAGACACUCUUGUCAUCCUUUGGAGCAAUGCAUCCAAUUUUGGCCUCAAAAGCCAAUUACAUAUAGAGAGCAUGUUGGUGCAUGUUCCACCCAAGUGAGGGAAGUGGCUUUGAACAUUUUGCAGCUAAUCAGUGAAGGACUUGGGCUAGAACCUGGGUAUUUCAGGGAUGAACGUAGCCAAGUGUCUUUACUCUCAGUCAAUUAUUACCCACCUUGUCCAGACCCAAGUUUGACAUUAGGGGUACCUAAACACUGUGACCCAAACCUCAUAACCAUUUUACUUCAAGGGGAUGUAAAUGGGCUUCAAGUUUUCAAGGAUGGGGAAUGGAUUGGUGUGGAGCCUCUUCCCAGUGCACUUGUGGUCAACAUAGGCUAUCAGUUACAGAUUAUCAGUAAUGGGAAGCUGAAAUGUGCCGAACAUCGGGCCGUUACGAAUUCCAGAAAUGCUAGGACAUCUACUGCAUUUUUCUUUACGCCUUCCCCUGAUUGUCUCAUAAAACCUGCAGGAGCUCUUAUUAACACAAGCAAUCCCCAACGCUAUAAAGCCUUUCAGUACAAAGAGUUCAUUACCAACUGUUGA
This is a messenger RNA of Prunus dulcis (almond), 975 nucleotides long. RefSeq names its product flavanone 3-dioxygenase 2-like. NCBI's taxonomy places the organism in Eukaryota, Viridiplantae, Streptophyta, Magnoliopsida, Rosales, Rosaceae. The coding region runs from base 1 to 975 and encodes 324 amino acids. The transcript is spliced from 4 exons. The record is from RefSeq and is a predicted model, not a curated record.